CCUCCUAACUUUUAGAGCCCUUCAAGUGGUUGACUUACUAAACCCAUUGGAUGGAACUUGCAACCCACAAAAUAAUAAUAAUAAGAAUUGUUUAUUAAAAUAAGAAAAAUUGUCAAUAGAAUAGGCAAAAUCAAGGUUCUAUAAAGAGGGGUUCUCUUAGAGCUGUCGUAUGUGAAAAUCCUUGUGAGAUGGAUCAGUUUGUUAUUGCUCUCCUUUCAGUCCUGGUACUGUCCAUUGUAUGGUUCAUAAAGGUAUUUUUCAAUUUUGCCAAAAGAACUCCUCCCUUGCCACCCGGGCCUCGAGGCUUGCCCAUCCUCGGAUACUUGCCGUUCUUGGGCAAGAAUUUACUCCAUCAGUUCGGCGAUUUGGCACGCCAAUAUGGCCCAAUCUACAAACUCUAUCUUGGGAACAAACUUUGCGUCGUGAUCAACUCACCAUCCCUCCUAAAAGAAGUGGUUCGCGACCAAGACUCGAUCUUCGCUGAUCGUGAUGCUAAUAUUGCAGCGCUAACAGCAACCUACGGUGGAAAUGACAUUGCGUUUUCGCCGCACAAUUCCCGAUGGCGGGCGAUGCGAAAAAUAUUUGUCCGCGAGGUGCUCAGUAGCAGCAGUCUCCAGGCAUCGUACAGUCUUCGAAAGGACGAGGUCAAAAAGGCCAUCAGAGAUGUGUACAAUAAUACAGGAAAACGGGUCCAGGUUGGUGAACUCUCAUUCCGAACUGAACUUAAUGUCAUAAUGAACAUGUUGUGGGGAGGCAUAGUUGAAGGGGAAGAAGGCCAAAGAGUGGGAGACGAAUUCCGAGAAGUGGUCAUCAAGCUUAUAAAUUUGAUCGAAAAGCCAAAUAUUGCGGACUUUUAUCCAGUCCUUGCUCGGUUUGAUAUUCAAGGUGUAAAGAAAGAGAUGGAGGGUUAUGUGCAGUCUCUGGACAGGAUUUUUGAGGACAUUAUUGCUAGAUAUAGAAAGAAGUUAUCGGGAGAAAUAAAGAAAGAAGGAAAGAAGGACUUCCUUCAAGUCUUGUUAGAGCUAAAUGAGAGAGAAGAUUCUGAGAUGUCAAUGAGUUUGACACAAAUCAAGGCCUUAUUUGUGGAUAUUGUAGCAGGCGGGACAGACACUACAGCAGCAACGAUUGAGUGGGCAAUGGCCGAACUUCUGAAUAAUCCAAAGGCCAUGGAAAAUGUACAGAACGAAUUAUCUGAGAUGGUGGGAAUGAACACUGAAGUUGAAGAGUUCCAUAUACCAAAACUGAAGUACUUAGAAGCAGUUCUCAAAGAAACAAUGCGUUUACAUCCAACUAUACCCCUCUCGGUCCCAAGGUCUCCAACCCAAACUUCGAUAGUUGGGGGAUACACCAUCCCAAAAAGAACCAAGGUCUUCAUAAACAUCGGGUGGAUCCAAAGGGAUCCUUCUAUUUGGGAUAGUCCAUCCGAAUUUAAGCCAGAUAGGUUUCUAUACGAAAAUAAAAAUUGUGAUUUUAGUGGUAACAAUUUCCAUUAUCUCCCUUUUGGAUCGGGAAGAAGGAUUUGUGCUGGCCUGCCCCUUGCGGAGCGAAUGCUGAUGUAUUUACUAGCUUCACUUUUACAUUCGUUUGAAUGGAAGCUACCAGAUGGUGAAACAGUCGAUAUGUCGGACAGGUUUGGAAUUGUCACGAAGAAAAGUACACCACUGCUUGCUAUACCCACCCCCAGGUUACCCGAACCAAACUUGUAUGCAUAAUUAUUUCAUAUCGUGUAAGUAGAAUUUCUGGCCUUGUUGAAUAAAGUAGGAAGUUGCCGUUGCUAGAAGAUCAUAGGACUUCCUGUACGUACACAUAUGUAUGUGUUGUGGUUUAAAUUCCAGGAAACUCUUAGUUAUUUGAAUUGUGUUUUCGGUUGAACACAAGAAUCUUUGUUUAACACCC
Messenger RNA from Sesamum indicum (sesame), 1896 nucleotides. RefSeq names its product cytochrome P450 76C4. Lineage: Eukaryota; Viridiplantae; Streptophyta; Magnoliopsida; Lamiales; Pedaliaceae. Gene Ontology annotation, molecular function: heme binding; iron ion binding; monooxygenase activity. The record is from RefSeq and is a predicted model, not a curated record.